CUGACGACUCAUUCACUCCAACAGGAAUUAAUGGAGUCCACGUGCAUCACCAUCAGGCAUGGAGAAAACAAACAGUUCUACGCUAACACAGACUGCCGUCUCAUUGUGUUUCUGAACUUCUUGAAAGACAAGCUUGAACUCCCCAGAAAAGAGCUGAUUGACUUGUGUGAUGAGUCCGGAAAUCUCAUGUUGCUCUUCCUGUGCAAGAACCAGAUGGAGAACACAAAACAUCUAGUGCCAGGACGAUGCACCUUCAUCGUCUGCCGAAUUGCAAUCUGCAGCAUAAGCCUUUCUGAUGAAGUCCUUGACACGCAGUAUUCAGCUCCAGUAUCUACAUGGACCACAGAUUAGCUGUUCU
Polypterus senegalus (gray bichir) is the source of this 358-nucleotide messenger RNA. It is a transcript of the gene c10hxorf65, whose product is annotated as chromosome 10 CXorf65 homolog. Lineage: Eukaryota; Metazoa; Chordata; Cladistia; Polypteriformes; Polypteridae. The transcript has 4 exons. The record is from RefSeq and is a predicted model, not a curated record. The coding region runs from base 31 to 351 and encodes 106 amino acids.